Messenger RNA from Sceloporus undulatus (fence lizard), 3066 nucleotides. It is a transcript of the gene SSTR5, whose product is annotated as somatostatin receptor 5. The transcript is spliced from 2 exons. The coding region runs from base 576 to 1673 and encodes 365 amino acids. Gene Ontology annotation, molecular function: somatostatin receptor activity; neuropeptide binding. Lineage: Eukaryota; Metazoa; Chordata; Lepidosauria; Squamata; Phrynosomatidae. Gene Ontology annotation, biological process: neuropeptide signaling pathway; cellular response to glucocorticoid stimulus; regulation of insulin secretion. Gene Ontology annotation, cellular component: membrane; neuron projection. The record is from RefSeq and is a predicted model, not a curated record.
GUGGGGAUUCGAACCUUGGUCUUCCAGAGUCCUGUUCCAAGGCUCAAACCGCAACGCCAUGCUUUUUCUUCAAUAUGUCUUUAACCAGUGGGACAGAUAUCCUCUUGUUUCAAAAACCAGUGGAGACAUGAGAUUGCGGAUCAAGUUAAGAAAGGCGGUGGAAUGAAUCUUUAUUUCAGCAGUGGGUAAAAAGGUGCAUCUUUUGGCAACGAUCCUUGGGCAGAUCUUAGAAAAGUUACUUGGGGGGGGGGACUAUAACUUACACAGUCACUACUAUCCCAGCAUAGUCAAUGGCUAUGCUGGCAAGGGGAUUCUGGAAGAAGAAGUUAAAUGGUGUUUUCCCAAGUUUAGGGCUUUGGUUUACUUAUUGCAGUCUGUAAGCAGUUCCAGACUUUUGGUUCUCCCAGUUUGUGAUUUAUGUGUUCUUCCUCAUUGACAGCUUUUGCCAUCUUGACUACAAUCUGAUGUUGCUCAGCCACAGGUGUCCUGGUAUUUAUCCAUGAAAUGUCGAAGGAAAGAAGAUGUUUGGGAAUAUUCCCUUUUCCCUUUCUUGAAGUCACACUGGGACAAAGAGCAUGGAUCCGUUGUAUUUCUCCACCCUUUUUCUGCAUGAUGGCAAUGUCUCCUUGUCGGCAAAUGUGACAGAUAAUGAAACCCUCGCAGGUUUCCCUGCUUCUUCUGACAUCCGUUCCAGCUACAUCCCGAUCAUAUACCUCCUGGUUUGUGCCAUCGGACUUAGCGGGAAUACCUUGGUCAUUUACGUGGUUCUGCGUUAUGCCAAGAUGAAGACAGUGACCAACAUUUACAUUUUAAAUUUAGCCAUCGCUGAUGUUCUUUUCAUGCUUGGUUUACCAUUCCUGGCUGUCCAGUAUGCCAUCUCCUAUUGGUCUUUUGGGACCUUUAUGUGUAGGCUAGUUACAGCUGUCGAUGGCAUCAACCAGUUCACCAGCAUCUUUUGCUUAACUGUCAUGAGUCUAGACCGCUAUCUUGCCGUCGUCCAUCCCAUCAAGUCGACCAAAUGGCGCCGGCCGAGGGUAGCCAAAUUGACCAGCCUGGCAGUAUGGACUUUCUCCUUCUUGGUGGUCCUCCCUAUGAUCAUCUUUGCUGAUGUCCAGGAGCCCUAUCUUACCUGCAACAUGUCUUGGCCCGACCCAAUUGAGAUAUGGUCUGCUGUAUUCAUCAUUUACAUGUCCGUUUUGGGGUUCUUCGGACCUCUGCUGGUGAUCUGUCUCUGCUACUUACUCAUCGUCAUCAAAGUCAAGUCAUCUGGGAUCCGAGUUGGAUCCACAAGGCGUCGGCGGUCUGAAAGGAAAGUGACCCGGAUGGUGGUCAUCAUCGUCGUCGUGUUUGUCUUGUGUUGGCUUCCCUUCUACAUUGUGAACAUUGUCAAUUUGAUAUUCAUCUUACCGGAGGAGCCAAUGGGGGUGGGGGUUUUCUCCUUCGUGGUGAUCCUUUCUUAUGCCAACAGCUGUGCCAACCCCAUACUCUAUGCCUUCCUUUCUGAAAACUUCAAGCAGAGCUUUCAGAAGGUCUUGUGUCUCCACGCAGGCAACGGCAUUGAAGAUGGAGACCCAACCGAACAGCGGCAGGAGAAGAGCAGUCGCUUGCAGGACGGCAUGCUUCCACAGAGAAGCGUCGAAUCCAAUGGGCACAUGCAGACUAGUAAGGUGUAGACAGGGCCCAUGACCUGCCAGAGAACAUUUCCUUGAUGGAAAGACAUGGUAACAGCAAACCCCACCAAUGCACCUGUGAUGAAAAGGAUAUCCACCAAUCCUCAGUGUACAAAACGUUGACGUUUCCCCCCUCCCUGGUUAAAGAUGUUGUAAUUCAGUCAUUCUUGGUUCUGUGAAAAGCUUCAGAGAAAAAAGAAACAUGUUGUACAGACAGACUAUUGCUUCUUCUUUCAUGAGCGGUCACUGUUUAAACUCAUCCCAAGCUUUCUGUUCAGAAAGUAGGACUAUGGGACAAGUGGGUGAUGGCUGCUUCUUCUUCCCCAUAUGAUAUGGACACUGGAUGGCUCUUGAGGACAUCUCUUAAAGCCAGACAAUGUCCAGGAUGGGGACGAUGCACCAGGGACCUCCAACUGCCUUUGUACAUUUGGGGAAGGAGAAGAAGUCAUCAUCCCUGGAGCACCAACGUAGUUAUACUGCUGCAAAACCAUGCUUUACCACUGGUUGUUAUUGGAUCUGAGCCCAGCUGGCUCCUCAAGCUCUGGACUCUUGGAAGAGGACCCUUGGUGAUAUAGAUAGGGCCCGCAUAGAAAGCAUCUCACCUCGGGGCUGCUUCCAACAUGCUCAGGGUCAUCCCAAGAGAAUGGACUUCUGAGCAAAUGAAGCAAUUGACAAUCCCUACCCCACUUGCUCAAGUCAAUGAACAUAACUACUGUGCUUUCAACUUGUUCCUGACUUAUGGUGACCCUAAAUUAAACCUAUCACAGGGUUUUCUUGUCAGUUUCUUCAGACUGAGUUUGCCAUUGCCUUCUUCUGAGGCAGAGAGAAUAUGAUCCAUCCAAAGUCACUCAAUGGGUUUCCCUGGCCAAGUAGUGAUUCAAACCCUGGCCUCCAGAGUCAUAGUCCAAAAUCCAAAUCACUGCACCAUAAUACCCAAAGCCAAUGUCCCGGAGCAGCAUUUGGUUGUUCUCCUGGCCUUUGAGGCUGUUUGGGGUCAAAGAUAAUCCCCUCCCAGUCUUAUUUUUUAAAUGUAGGGGCACAGGGAUGUUAGGGAGAUCUUGAGAAAACCUGGAGACAACAAAGAGCCUCUAUUUGCCUGACCCUUUGCAUUUUUGAAUUAUAUUUCUAAAUUCUCAUCUGCAGUUUUACGUUAACUGCAAUGCUACAGAUUUGAGGACUAAAGGAAAAUUUCAUGGGGGGGGGACAUUAUUUAUGGGGGCAAUGCCUUCAUUACACCUUCCUGCAUAUCCAUUUCUUGUACCAAGAAUCAAGUACUAGAGAAGAGUCAAUUUUACUUGGAAAACGUGGAGAAGAAGAUCCAAACUGCAACCUCCAUAUUUGAGUAAUACAUAUAUCAGACCAACAACAAUUCAAAUAAAAAAAAUCCCACACAUUA